Molecule: messenger RNA, 1390 nt
Organism: Scheffersomyces stipitis CBS 6054
Lineage: Eukaryota; Fungi; Ascomycota; Pichiomycetes; Serinales; Debaryomycetaceae
Gene: UBA4
Product: Uba4p
Exons: 2
Coding region: 1-1332 (443 amino acids)
Biological process (GO): protein urmylation; tRNA wobble position uridine thiolation
Cellular component (GO): cytoplasm; cytosol
Molecular function (GO): adenylyltransferase activity; URM1 activating enzyme activity; thiosulfate-cyanide sulfurtransferase activity
Source: RefSeq, a predicted model, not a curated record
AUGGCCGAGACCAACUCUCGCGAAGAAGAGCUUCUUCGGCGAAUUCAGGAGCUUGAACUCGAAAACGAAGUGCUCAAGAAAAAAGUCGCAGAAGUCGAAUAUGAUGCAAAAUACCCUAAAAUAGAUGAGAAUUUCUGCUUGGAUGAGUACAAACGGUAUGGCAGGCAGAUGAUAGUUCCCGAAUUUGGCUCGUUGAAGUCCCAGAUCAAAUUAAAGAACUCCAGCAUCUUGGUGGUUGGAGCCGGAGGCUUGGGGUGUCCUGCUCUUCUCUAUUUAUCAGCAGCUGGUAUAGGUAAGAUAGGUAUAGUCGACGACGAUAUAGUCGAUAUUAGUAACCUCCACAGACAAGUUUUACAUACUACUGACUCCAUAGGUAUGUUUAAAUGUGAUUCGGCGAAGAAAUACAUUUGCAAAUUGAAUCCACACGUCAUUGUCAAGACAUACCCUGUGAGACUUCAUAAUGAUAAUGCGUUUGACAUAGUCAACGAUUACGAUAUCGUUCUUGAUUGUACAGACACUCCAGCCAUCAGAUACUUGAUCAAUGAUGUAUCUGUACUUUGUAGAAAAACCAUAGUAAGUGGAUCUGGACUUAAAUCAGACGGACAAUUGAGCAUAUUGAACUUCAACAAUGAAGGUCCUUGCUAUAGAUGUUUCUAUCCGAAGCCUCCUUCAGCAGAAUCCAUCACCACAUGUUCUGAUGGAGGUGUGAUAGGACCUUGUAUAGGAUUGUUGGGUGUCUCUAUGGCAGUAGAAACAAUUAAGGUGUUGACUGGUUUCUACACUAAGGACAACUUCAAACCUUUCCUUUCUAUGUAUACUGGAUAUCCCCAACAACUGUUCCGAGUUUUUAAAAUGAGAGGAAGACUGGACAAGUGCUCUGUAUGUGGAUCUUUUCCAACUGUAUCGAAAGAGGCUAUCCUUAAUAAUGAGAUCGACUACGUCGCAUUUUGUGGUAAGGUAGAUUCAAAUGUCUUGACGCCAGAGGAUAGAAUAACCGUACAACAGUUCAGUGAUAUAGUAACUCGGCAAAGUAAGGCACCAGUUUUACUAGAUGUACGUACUAAAGAACAGUUUCAAAUAGCUAAACUUCCAAACUCUAUCAACAUAGAAUGGGAUCCUACUUUCAAGAAAUUGGAGUCCUUAGACAAAUAUUUGCCCGAGGAUUUUGACAAAGAUACAGAUCCAGUCUUUGUCGUAUGCCGCUAUGGGAACGACUCUCAGCUUGCCACUCGGAAGAUGAAGCAGGAGCUCGACUUCAAGAACGCAAAGGACAUUAUUGGUGGGCUAAACAAGUGGAGUGAUAUUGUAAAUCCCAAAUUUCCAAAAUACUAAUAGACUAAUCAUGACACAUUUACUAUAGGAAUACAUAAUAAUACAUUAUUUAUGCGGC